AUGGCGAUGUCUUCCUCCACCUCCAGCCGCCUCCACCUACCCUCGUCCUGGCACGCCACCACGACCAAGGCGACAUGCCGGUGGCGGCGUCAGCGCUUCCUUCCCGUGGCAGCUGCCGCUGCCCCGCUCCGCCUCCGCGCCGUACAUGCCACGGACGCCGCCGCGGGGCAGCCGAUCGACGCCGGGUCCGGCGCCGCUGACGGGCCGGACGACCAGCACCCGCGGCUGAAGAUCGCCAUCGUGGGGUUCGGCAACUUCGGCCAGUUCCUAGCGCGCACCUUCGCGCGGCAGGGCCACACGCUGCUCGCCCACUCCCGCACCGACCACUCCGCCGCCGCGGCCGCCCUGGGCGCGACCUUCUUCGCGGACCCGCACGACCUCUGCGAGUCCCAGCCGGACGUGGUCCUCCUCGCCACCUCCAUCCUCUCCGCCAAGGCCGUCCUCGCCACCCUCCCGGUGCACCGCUUCCGCCGCAACACGCUCUUCGUCGACGUGCUCUCCGUCAAGGAGUUCCCCAAGAACCUGCUCCUCGCCUCCCUCCCCGACGACUUCGACAUCAUCUGCACGCACCCCAUGUUCGGGCCGGAGUCGGCCGGCGGCGGCUGGGGCGGGCUCAAGUUCGUCUACGACGAGGUUCGCGUCGGCGACUGCCCGGCCCGCCGCGCCCGAGCUGACGCCUUCCUGGACAUCUUCGCGCGCGAGGGUUGCACCAUGGUGAAUAUGUCCUGCGCCCGGCACGACGAGCUCGCCGCCGCCACGCAGUUCCUCACGCACACCGUCGGGAGGAUGCUCGCGUUGCUCGGUCUCGAGCCCACGCCCAUCGACACCAUGGGGUACCAGGCGCUGCUCCGGCUCGUGGCGAACACCUGCAGCGACAGCUUCGACCUCUACAAUGGGCUGUUCAUGUACAACCAGAACUCCACCGAGCUGCUCAACCGCCUCGAGUCCGCCAUGGACGAAAUCAAGAGGAGGCUGUUUGACGAGCUCCACCAGGUGCUCCGGAAGCAGCUCUUUGAGGGGUCGCCGCCGUUGAACACCGACAGUCCCGGUUCCUCCUCGCCGCCGUUGAACAAGAACAGUCCCGGUUCCUCCUCACCUCCGUUGAACACGGACAGACCGGAUUCCUCCACGCCGCCGUUGAAGGGGGACAGCCCGGAUUCCUCCUCCGCCACCGAGUCAAGCGACCAUGAUCAAGACGGCAACAAUGAGAAGUCGGAAAAUAAUUAA
Molecule: messenger RNA, 1227 nt
Organism: Lolium rigidum
Lineage: Eukaryota; Viridiplantae; Streptophyta; Magnoliopsida; Poales; Poaceae
Product: arogenate dehydrogenase 2, chloroplastic-like
Exons: 1
Coding region: 1-1227 (408 amino acids)
Biological process (GO): L-tyrosine biosynthetic process
Molecular function (GO): NAD+ binding; prephenate dehydrogenase (NADP+) activity; arogenate dehydrogenase (NADP+) activity
Source: RefSeq, a predicted model, not a curated record